AUCUGUCGGGCGGGAGAUACUGCUCACGAAAUCAGUUAUGAAAAAGUGCCGCGCUUCCUGCAGGAUUGCGAUUAUCGGAGCAGGUGCCUCGGGCGUAGCGGCUGCCACACGGCUCCUUGAGAAUGGAUUCUGCCACGUGCAGAUCCUGGAGGCGGAGGACUACAUCGGUGGAAGGAUCCGUACAAUUCCAUUCGCUGAUAACGUGGCCGAUCUAGGGGCGCAAUGGUGUCAUGGAAUGAAAAACAACUGCGUCUACGACAUGGUCAAGCAUUUGGAUCUCGUGGCUCCCACUGGGGAUUUCUUCAACGAUGUGGCUAUGGUUCGAUCCAACAAGGAAGUGAUUCCUUUGGAGCUUGGACACAAGCUUCAAGAGAUGGCCUAUGGUAGCAUUCCCAAUGAUUCGACUCCUGCCGUGGGAUCUAUGGGUAGCUACGUGGUGGAACAAUUCUGGAAGGCGGUAGACAACCAGAUUCCAGACGUCGAUCGUGAACUGGCUGUCGAGUUUCUGGAGUCCUUUCAGAAGCACGAAAGCUCCAUCGAGGGCUCCGACAACCUCUUUGAGAUUUCUGGCCGAUCUCAUCUAGAGUACGAGGAAUGUGAGGGCGACCAACUGGUCCACUGGCGAUGCAAAGGAUACGCGAGGUUCCUACGUUUGCUGAUGAAAGUUGGCGAAGAUGAGCCCUGCGAACUGGGAUUACUCAAUGGUCGUGUCAAAUUCGGAAAGAAAGUGUCUCGAAUCCAAAUACUUCCAGGCCGUAAACUGCAGGUUGAUUGUGAGGAUGAAUCCUUCAAGGUGGACCAUGUUAUCUGUACUGUGUCCCUGGGAGUUUUGCAAAAGGAGAUGGACACCAUGUUUAGCCCACCACUUCCUCCUGCGAAAGUAAAGGCCAUUCAGAGUCUCCGACUGGGAACUGUUGAUAAAAUAUUCUUUGAAUAUGAGACGCAUCCCUUUCCCAAAGACUUUGUAGGCUUCUAUCCCCUCUGGCUGGAGAAGGAUUUAAAAGAGCUCCGUGAAUCGAAGCAUGCAUGGUUGGAGGGCAUUACUGGCAUUCACAAUAUUACAUGCCAGCCUCGGGUGGUGCUGGCUUGGGUGGGGGGCGUCCAUGGCCGGAAGGCAGAGUUGCUGACGGAUGAGGAAUUCUUGGAAAGUAUGCAGUGGCUUUUCCGAAAGUUUCUCAGUUUUGAGAUGCCGGAACCUAAGCGCUUCUUGCGAACAAAAUGGUAUCUAAAUCCAAACUUCCGCGGGAGCUACAGCUAUCGCACCACGACAGCCGAUGAGCUUGAUACAGGUGCUUGGGACUUGGCAUCACCCAUUAUGGGUGAAGAGAACCAUCCAAGCCUUUUGUUUGCAGGGGAAGCCACCAGUAGGUCUCAUUAUUCUACGGUUCAUGGAGCCACGGAGGCGGGAUGGCGCGAGGCGGAUCGGUUGAUCGAAUAUUACGCUAUCUGUAACUGAUUUAUAUACUUUUUUCUGGUACUUUGAUAAAAUGAAAAUUCUCAAUCAUUUCUCAGUGAACUGUAGCCCCACUGAAUUAAA
Molecule: messenger RNA, 1537 nt
Organism: Drosophila bipectinata
Lineage: Eukaryota; Metazoa; Arthropoda; Insecta; Diptera; Drosophilidae
Product: spermine oxidase
Molecular function (GO): polyamine oxidase activity
Source: RefSeq, a predicted model, not a curated record